Molecule: messenger RNA, 2206 nt
Organism: Fomitopsis serialis
Lineage: Eukaryota; Fungi; Basidiomycota; Agaricomycetes; Polyporales; Fomitopsidaceae
Exons: 9
Coding region: 263-1870 (535 amino acids)
Source: RefSeq, a predicted model, not a curated record
GCGCACUUUAUCUGAGCCGAAUUGUCUCUCGCUACGGUACCAACGGUGAGCCUCGUGUUCAUCACCAUGCAGGUAGUUAGAUUGACCCGUAUACGUACUGGCAGCAUUCCGCCACUUCUUCAAUUCGCUGCUCGGUCUCCCGUCUAGUCUAGGGUCCUGCGUCCGUCACGGUGCGCACCGGCGCGCGUCGCAAAGCAGUGACCAGUCCCUCGCCCGUAUCCUUCAUACCGUCGCUUUUCGCCCUGCUCUACGUUGUGCUCCUAUGUCGUUUAUUGUGAUGGACAGUGAUGGGGCAGCCGGAAAAAAGGUGAAAGAGCGGCGAGAACGUCGACGGAAAAUUCGUGAGCAAGCAGGAAUAACCUACAGUGUUCCGAGGACCUUCAACAUCUCGUCUCUGUCCGACGGACAGCCUAAAGACUCCCUCGAGGUGCCUCUUCAGGCGGAGUACACGGGCACACACAUCAUCUCUUCGGUUGAAGCCUCGAUGAAACCACGCUCAGUCCACGAUCUCCUUAACAAACUGAACGAAGUUAUGGGGACAGCUCAUACCUUCGAACGUUAUCCAGAACUCGCUGAUGCACUGCGAGCGUAUAUUGCAGAGGGGCAUGACUUCGGGUACACCUAUGCUCUGCUUCGUUCAGAGUGGAAUCCGAAUCCUGUGGUUGGCCUUCGGCUGUUAGCCUCAAGGGCAGAAGAUGACCAAACUCAACGGUCCAAUAUGUUUGAUCCCGAAACGAACAUGAUUGUCAAGCCUUUCACAAUUCCACGCCGUGUGUGGGACCUAUGUGGCAAUCGCGUCAUCCCUUACUGGGCAGUAUCGCGUUUGGAUGGUGCGAUCUCCCACAGUUGGAUGGACAACUCUCGUCGCCAGUCUAUCGAGACGCCUAUCAACAACAAAGAGUGGCCUGUGCCCCUCCUGAACAUGGGCUUGCGUACUGUAUGGUUGGAUGUGCUCUGUCUACGGCAGUACGGCUCUCAGGAGAAUGAGGCUAUCCGUCUACAGGAGUGGAAGUUGGAUGUCCCUACGAUCGGGGAUGUAUACAGCGCAUCGAAACUCGUCGUGCACUAUUACAGCGGGCUUGGGCGUGCUUUCCGCAUUGGUGACCUCGACAGCCCGCGGCAUUGGCUCAACCGAGCGUGGACAUUGCAGGAGAUCACAGCAGAGUCUAGAGUUGCUGGCAUUGCCACAAACUCUCCAGUGGUACGAUCGACCUCCGACAUCAACGAGCAGACAAGCGACAUAGUCGAUCCGGACGAGCGUAAAUUCUGGCAUACGGUCUCUUGGCUGUAUCAAAACUGCGCCGAUCAGCGAGACUCUCUAUACCCCAUUCUUGACGCCAUGCGCCAUCGUUCAGCUGAAAGCGAGUUGGACAAGAUCGCUGGGCUUGCGUACUUGACGAUGGCGCGGGUUUACCACCAAGCCUGGAAGGCCCUCGUCCGGGCUAUGGACGCUGGCUUCCGGGGCGACUCCUAUGGCUCUUCCCAGAGCCGGGACAAGAUAGAUGCAACUUCGCUUCCGCGGGCACAGUCAGGACACGAGCCUGCAAUGUAUUAUCACACAGGAUAUCGCUUCGAUGAUUGCGAGCUACACGGUCUCGAUAUCAUCCUGCCAGAUCAUCAAAAAGGAGUGGCGUGCAUUCGCAUGUCCAGCGGCGACAUCUAUCACUCCCUAUGCGUGUACCCCACGCGCAGCCUAUCCCUCAGGCACGAAGUACAUUUGAUCUCCGCAUCCAGACACCUGCGAUGGUUAAAACUCACUGUGCUCGAAGUUGCGACCUCUGCGUUUAUCGCUGUUCAGGACGCCAUAGCUUUUGAAUCUCGAUACAAAGGCCACCUUGGGAGCCACUUGACCCGAUGUUAUUAUGCAUGAUCAGUAAGAUAGGCUCACGUAGAACCAUCCAAGCUUCCGUACGUGAGCACUGAGUACCAUGCAGUGAUAGCCUUAGUGAAUGAUAGUACUACAUGCCCGGUCUUUUUCUGUUUCCUAUUAUUCCUCUACGUUUGACCUUGUUGAGGGGAGGAGUACGCUUCAAGUUGUAUACUACUAGACUACAGAUAACUCUUCGAGUAACCCUCAGUAUGCAGCGCAAACCACUCUAGAAGUGAUCUGGCGGACUGGGGUGAGCUGUUCUGGGCCUGGACACGUAUUUGUAUGGCCGUAUCAUAUACAGGCUGCAGUUUAGCAGGAAGCUGAAGUAGAUGCAGC